Messenger RNA from Geosmithia morbida, 1767 nucleotides. RefSeq lists its product as hypothetical. The record is from RefSeq and is a predicted model, not a curated record. The transcript has a single exon. The coding region runs from base 1 to 1767 and encodes 588 amino acids. Lineage: Eukaryota; Fungi; Ascomycota; Sordariomycetes; Hypocreales; Bionectriaceae.
AUGUCUGCCGACUUGUUUGCUGAAUUCAACAAUCUGUCUAGCCUACCGCCCCCGCAGAAACAACAACAACAACAGCAGCAGCAGCAGCAGCAGCAGCAAUGGCAGCAGCAACAGGAGCAGCAGAAGCGAAAGCAGAAACAGGAGUACGACCCAUGGGGGGAUUCCUACUCGCCCAUUGAUUCGCCUCAGAAAGGCAGCUUCAGUACCGGCUGGCCGUCAUUUAGCGACUCCCAAACGCAGCCUAUUGUCGAUGACGACGACGACGGAUGGGGCGAUUUUGAGGUAGCGGAGCCGGUGGCGGCUCCCGGUCCACCGGCACCGCGGCCGCAGCAGCAGCCGGUUCCGUUGGCAGCGCUGUCAAAUGCUGGGUCAAGCCAACAGGCUGCGCAGAGGGCCAUGCCGCCAAACAGGAUGGUGCGCGCUUCCACGUUGGACAUCAUGAGCAACAGUCUGGUGGACAUCGGGGGUUUUGGGGGUAACAGCGCGGCGAUGGCAACCUCAGCCUACGAGCAGGAGAAGAACAUGAGAUACCCCCCCGCCCAGUCCAAGUCCCACUCGAGACUGAAGGAGCCGAGCAACCCCAAUGUCAUCUUUGACGUCGACGACUUCGAGCUUGAGGGCGGUGAAGGCGACGAAGGCGAGGGGGACGAUGACUUUGGAGACUUCGAGACUGGUGAGCCUGUGCAGCCGCAGCAGCAAACGCCGGCCGUACAGAAGAAGCUGCAGCCGGCACCGCCGCCGCCUCCAUCCGUGGACCUGCUCUCUUUGGACGAUGUGACAGUGAGCGAGACGCCCAAGGGAUCCUCGCAGCUUUCAUCGACGGCUGGCAAGCCUCGAAGCUUCGGCGCAACAGCAUCCACAGCCAGGGCCAAAGCCCAAAACCCGCCAAAGCAGGAACUCUCUGUCAACAGGAAAACUGUGCCGGCAAAGAGUCCCAUAAUGGAGGAGGACGAAUGGUCGGCUUGGGAUGACUUCGAGCCAGGACCGACGGCAGCGGGAAAGUCUGGAUACAAGGCCGAGGAGCUGAGAUCAGCCGAGGAUAGUUGGGCGUGGGAAGCCGCGGACAGUUCCACGACUACGGCCACGGCCUCGCAACCGGACGGGUUGCGCGACGACGAGCCGCCGCCCGUCAACGUCCCGCCACCGUCGGUAUUGCUGUCGGCCUUCCCGGCCCUCCUGGGAAGCGGUAGCCCGCUCUUCAAGCCCAUGGCAGGCCGGAACACGUCCAUCAAGCAGCGCAUCAUCUCGGAGCCCAAAACGGUCGAGUUCCUCCGCGCGUACCUGGUCAUGGCGACGACGGCAGCGCGUGUGAUUGCGGGCCGCAAGCACCGGUGGCACCGGGACAAGAUCCUGGCCAAGAGCAUGUCCAUCUCGGCGGCGGGGAGCAAGGGGAUGAAGUUGGCGGGUGUGGAUAAGACGCAGUCGGUGCGCGAGGACAGGGAGGCGGCCGACGUGGUGGCCGUGUGGCGCGAGCGCGUCGGUCCCGUGCGGUCGGCCGUCGCCGCGGCCAAGUCAUCCGGCAGAGGGGGCGAUGGGCCGGCGCUCACGGUGCCCGAGAUGGGAGAAAACAUGGCGGUUCACACGGCGAAACUCGUGCCUACGGCACCUAAGCCCUGCGUCAUAUGCGGUCUCAAGCGAGACGAGAGGGUGGCCAAGGUCGACGUCGAUGUCGAGGAUAGCUUUGGCGAGUGGUGGGUUGAUCACUGGGGUCAUAGGGCCUGCAAGAACUUUUGGAUACAGCAUGAGCGGACGCUACGGCAGAGGUGA